Messenger RNA from Boleophthalmus pectinirostris (great blue-spotted mudskipper), 3019 nucleotides. Its product is annotated as zinc finger protein 135-like. Gene Ontology annotation, biological process: regulation of transcription by RNA polymerase II. NCBI's taxonomy places the organism in Eukaryota, Metazoa, Chordata, Actinopteri, Gobiiformes, Gobiidae. Bases 217 to 1674 code for a protein of 485 amino acids. Gene Ontology annotation, molecular function: DNA-binding transcription factor activity; RNA polymerase II cis-regulatory region sequence-specific DNA binding. The record is from RefSeq and is a predicted model, not a curated record. The transcript has 3 exons.
GGUAAUAAAGCAAGAAAUGUGCCCUGAUUUUUACAACAUUUCAAAAAUGAUACAAUUCUACUUUUCUGCGGUGAACCCUUUCAUUUUGCUGUAGUUCAGAUCUCCAGUACAGUAGGGGGCGAUAUGGGACACUGUACUCUUACCACAGUAACGUAAAAGGGAACAGUGAGCUGUUGUGUUCUGCACUCUGACUGCGCUGUACAUGGAUCUGCAACAAUGAAGACUACUGCUGUUGCAAAUAAGAUCAACUUCUUAAACUCUUCUCACAAUACUGGAUUUGAGAUGCCCUCGACUUUACGGGAGAACCUCACGUCGGCGAUUCAUGGGGCGUUUGAGGUAGCGGUGGAAAUCGCAGUUCUCGAGGUGACCAAAUUGAUGUCUGUUGCAGCUGGGGACAUUUAUGACAAGAUGCGACAGGAAAACGAGACGCUUAAAGAGGAAUUACAAAAAGCCCAAGCUAUAAUAGACUCUGUGCGAGAUAAAGGGAGAAAUAAUAGCUCUAAAAUGUGUCAACUUGUGCAAGACGACUUGGCAUUGAAUAUAAUACACGAUGACAGCAAUGGCAACAAAAGAAAAGAGACUUGUUCUGCAGAUCAGCCUCUGUUCAACGAGCAUCAAGAAGACGAAGAAGGCUCACUGUAUGAUACAACCCAAGAUGAUGCCGUUUUAGGAUCACAUGGACAAGAAAAUAAUUUGGCAAAUGCUUGUGUUGAAACUACGCAGGUUAAAAAUGCUCUCACAAAAUCAGAUGGCACAGAAACCAACAAAGAAAUACCCUUAUAUUGUGCCGUAAAAGUGGAAAAAAAUUUGGAACCUCACUGUACUGGUGAGGAAAGUGAAGACCACAGUCCACCAGUGGAGUCUUUUCCUGAUAAUUGUGCACGUCGGCUGGUCAAAGUCAAGCUGGAGAAACCAGAGGAAGAACUGAUUUCUUCAAAUUUCCUGGUAGACUCAUUUAAAGAGGAAGCAAUUUCCCAACUUCAGUCAGAAAUAAUGGAAGAGUGGACACCAGGAGAGUGUCAUUAUGAAAGUGAAGAACAAAAUGAGACUCUCUCAGCUCCUAAUCAAGCUUGUGGUCAUCCUUCAAAUAUGGACUUCAGCCUAGACCUGGCCCUCGAGUCUUCAUCUGUUAAUGUAGAUUUUCCAGUUCAUGUGACUGAUCAUCGAGAUCCAUCUCAAGAACAUCGCCCCCCUCAUAUUUAUGGAAGUCCUGUUCGUCGUAACCAGGGUAACGCCAAAUCGAAUCUUCACACCUGCAGGUUGUGUGGCCAGACGUUCCCUUUGCCCAGUUUGUUAAGGCGCCACUAUGGUCAAUGCCAGCAGAAACUCAGCCAACGUGUCUAUGUACCAGCGGUAGGAGGUAAACGGACUAAACUCCAACUCUAUCCCCCUGGCUGCAGCCCUUUUCGGUGUCCAGAAUGCAAUCGUGAAUUUAAUCGCAUGGAAAAUCUUAAAACUCACCUUCGUAUUCAUACAGGAGAGCGGCCAUAUAAGUGCACAGUUUGCUCGACCGCUUUCAGGCACUCGGGAGCUUUGACUCGCCACUUUCGAAUCCAUACAGGAGAGAAGCCCUAUGUGUGUGGGCUUUGUGGGAAGUCCUUUAGAAACUGUGGUGGACUAAAAUUUCAUCAGCGUUCACAACAAACAGCUGCAGAGCUGAGGCAUAGACAAUAAGAGACAGUCUACUUUAGCUUACCAGGACAGUUUCUAUUUGUUUCUGAGUGAUAAGAAGUUAGAGCUGCUGCCAUAGCAAUUAACAAUUUAAAACAAAAAAGUCUGUGGGAAAAAAAGGCUUCAAAAUAUUGCAUAUGUCAGGAAGCUCAGUUGGUUGUUUUUAGUUUCAGAUCUUAAAAGACACUUAUAACACAAUUUUUCAAUGUCAUAAUGUUUUUUCUUCAUUACAACCAUACUUGGAGUUGUAUUUUGGGUUCUGUUUUGUUUAACACUUACAAAAAAAAAUAUAUGGUGAGCACUUCUCUCAAACAGAAAACGCUCUGUUCCACCUUGUGAUGUCAUGUGGUAAUACAGGAAGUGCUGCACUAUACCUUUUAAACUCCAUACACUUUCACUAGAAUCAUUUGGAUGAUUUCAGCCCUGGAGUUGCCAGUCUGUACUGAUUUAAAGGUAAACAUAGCUGUUAAGUUGAAAACUACCACUACAUGACAUCACAAGGUUAAACAGCAUUUUGCACUUUGGAGAUGUAGCCUAAUAAUAAAAGAUUACUCAAACAUGUGCGAAUGAAACAAAACACAACUCAAGGUAUGUUUUUGAGAAUAUAACAUCUUUAUUACAUAGCUUAAAGCUCACAAGAGUAAAUUUUGUGAAGACCUUUAUUUUUGUGAAGACCUUUAUACCAGCAGAUGGGGCAGAAGUCAUUUUUUUGUAACCAUGGUUUCAGAGUUUCAGAAAGAUGAAGAUUUUAAACUGUAAACUUAGCAUUUAACAGUUCAGAUGGUUAAAAAUAAAAAAUAAAAAAAUCCCCAGUAUGGCGGCAAUAACAGGAAGAAGGCAUGUGACCUGCGUUUAUCUAUGUUGAUGUAUUAUAAAGAACCUUCAGUUUAAUAUUGAGCAGGAGGGUAAAUAUUUUGACCUGCCUUAUGGUUAAGUCUGUAACACUGUUAAGUCUGUCUGUUCAUAAAACUGUUGUCAAAUGAACUUUCUAGCCACAAGAUUAAUAUGGCAAAUUUGACACUUGUCCAUAGGUCCUUGCACUUGAUCUAAAACUAUGAAGUUAGGUACAUACUGCACCACUUAUCUCCACAAUUUUAAUUUUGCCUGCCCCACUGCAAAUAAACAAACCAACUAAUAGACUGUUGUAAUGUAAUUUGCAACAAACAAUUCACAUCUAAUUAAUCCUUUCAUUGCUAAUUAGCCUAAAAGUAGAUUUGGCCGUUCAUAUUGAUAAAUCUGCUCAGUUUGUUGCAGGGGUGGGUUAAUGCUAGACCAUUACUGUUGGCAAUCUAAUAAUUCAUGAUGGACCUUUGCUUUGUAAAUAAUGUUUUGUUAUUUUCAAAUAAAA